Messenger RNA from Pyrus x bretschneideri (Chinese white pear), 1042 nucleotides. RefSeq names its product protein AE7. The transcript is spliced from 6 exons. The record is from RefSeq and is a predicted model, not a curated record. Bases 296 to 775 code for a protein of 159 amino acids. Gene Ontology annotation, biological process: iron-sulfur cluster assembly. NCBI's taxonomy places the organism in Eukaryota, Viridiplantae, Streptophyta, Magnoliopsida, Rosales, Rosaceae.
UAAGAGAGUAUGCUCAGUGUUCUUUUUAUAAAAUAUGAUUUAAAUAGAUGGUGAUGGGAAGGUAAUACGAUUCACCUUCCAACACCCGAUCCCUCGAUCAGGUUUUCUAUCUCCCUCCUCCCUCCUCCGACACCACCGCCAGCCCAAAAUAAAGGUUCCCCCUCGCCCCCUCCACCAACCUCCUCUUCUCUCAGCCCUUAUCCGCCCACAGCCUCUCCCUCCAUCGCUCUUCAAGCCAUCAAAAUCCGCAAUUUUGACAGCCUGACGAAAGCGACGUAAAGCGAAAGAGGAAAAAAUGGUGUCUGAGUUAAUCAAUGCGAAUCCGGUCAUCUACGAAAGGAAAGAGCGUCGGGUUCGUAGCGUUCCAAGUGCUGCUGCCGAUGAAUAUGCCGUUGAAGCCAUUGACCAACAAGAGAUUUUUGAUCAUAUUAGAGAUAUAAAGGACCCGGAACACCCUUAUUCUUUGGAGGAGCUCAAAGUAAUAACCGAAGAUGCAAUUGAAGUCGAUGAUGGCUGUGGCUACGUCAGGGUCACGUUUACUCCUACCGUGGAACAUUGUAGUAUGGCAACAGUUAUUGGUCUUUGCUUACGUGUUAAACUCUUAAGGAGCUUGCCUUCUCGUUACAAGGUGGAUAUUAGGGUGGCACCAGGAUCUCAUGCAACCGAAGCUGCCGUUAAUAAGCAACUGAAUGAUAAGGAACGGGUGGCUGCGGCGUUGGAGAACCCAGGCCUCGUUGAUAUGGUUGAUGAAUGCCUUUCUCCUUCAUACGAGUGAAUGAAUCGCUUAUCUUGACUGAUCGACUGGUCCAGUCAUCACUAUACAACUUUUCUACCAGAUAUUUAUACAUCUUGUGGCCACUUAUGUUGGUACAUUUUGAAUGGCCAGUUAAGAUGGGGAAUAUAUGGAUUAAAAGAAAUAGAGCCCCUUGUUUAAAAUUAGUUUCAUUGUUUUUCCUCUCGACUGAUUUGUAUUGUAUUAAUGUACCACAGAAUAGCAUUAGUUUAUGUUAUGUGAUUUAGUUUAAAAUCAGAUUGUUGAAUA